CCACACACUAGCUGGUUUCAUCCAAAAUCUAACCAUAUCCAUUCUUCCCACCACUUAAACAAAAAAGUAAAAAAAUUCUGUGUUAUUCUAAACAAGACUUCAGUAUAUACAUAUAUUAGUUACUGUUUAGUUACACCAUCUCUUGUUUGGCCAAUCUUUACUCAAUUCUGCACCCUGCAAUGCCAGGAACCAUUCUGGUUUCAGUUCUUGAAUUCAUGGAUCUUCCGUUUUCUUCGUCAACGCCUAUUAGAGCUUCUAUGGGGAAAAUUGAGUACCAAAUCAGUGACAAAGGAAGCUUUUCCUUUCCCAUAGCUAGUCUCCGUGACGAUUUGAUUUUCAAAAUUCAUGACUCCGAAGGGAAUGAACUAUCGCGUGCAGUAAAUAACUGGCAGGAGUAUAUAUCAGAAUGAUAUUAGAGAAAGGUGUUUGGGAAGACACGUUUCCGCUCGGGGAAGGUUACUUGCAUUUGAGACUACAGGUUGUACUAAGUGAUGAAGAGCGCGACAGAAUUCGUAUGAUGAGACAAUCUGCAUUAAAGAAAAAACAGGAGGGGCUUCUUAAUAGCAGUAAAAGAGGUGCAGAAAGUGAAAGAAAUAUGACUAUUCGCAAUGCGGGGUUACCUUUCCGCGCUAGUGAUGAGGUCUCAGUUAUGAAUUUGGUCCUACAUGCAUUCCCUCAAAGGCUUUUUCCUGAUGUUUUAAGUGCUCCAUCUUCUCAAGAAUCAUCACCAAAGCAAUACCUUCAACAUGAAGAAGCUUCUCAAUUACGAAGUCCCGUUGAUUUCUCCAAUGACAGAGAAAGUUCCAUUACAAAUGUUGCUGAGGCUGAGGCUAAGGCUGAGCUUGAACAGAAACAGCUAAACUCAAACAUUGCAGAUCAAUAUAAGAAGACCGCAUCAAUAAAACCUGUAUCAGAAGAAGUUAAUCUCAUUCAAUUAGAGGAUGGAGGUAAGAAGCCUGCCAAUCAGCCGCCAUCUGAGAAUCAUCCUCAGAAAGCUACUGAUUCAGAAGAAAUGGUCUUUUUGUUAAGCUCUGAAAAAGUUAAUUCCUCAACAAAUACUCCAAUACAAGAUAAUCAAGAGGAUGUUAGUCUUCCAAACUCGGAGAAGAAGGCUCGACUAGGAAGAACUCCUAGCAAUGUUAAGAAAAUGAUAAGUGCUUUUGAAAGUGGUUUACCUAAGGAUAUGAGGCCUCAUAUUAAACCACCUCCAACAAAAUAUCAAGCGAGUCCAAUUGAAAAGAGAGAUUCUUCGGGGACUCGGCAUUUGGAGCAAGAUAAGUCGUUGAACAUGGAGCAAGAAAAGUCGAAAAGUGCUUCUUUGGUAAAAGACUUACAAGAAGUUCCAGAAAAUAUUGAAGAAAGUAAAGAGCAAAUUCAUAUACCGAAAAGACAAAUGAAUUCAAAUGCAAGAAAUAAAGAUCAAGAGGAAGAGACAAAUGAAAAUGCAGCAUGUAGUAGAGAUCAAGAGGAAGGGAAAGAUUACAGAAAUUCGACGAGAACAUCGACAUAUGACUCUGGAGUUUCUUAUGAAUCAUGUAUUGAGAAGGACUUAGAUAAAAACCAUCACCCUUUUGAAAAUUCUGAGGCCAGGAUAUUCGCAAAAAUAGAAAAUUUGAAAAAGAAUGCAGCAUAUAUUGAAACUGAAACUGAUGGAAGCAAGUAUGAAAAAAUACAGAAAAUAGAAGAAUCAAAAACCAAUAUUUCUGAUGAUGAUAAUGCAGAUGAAAAUUCUGGAGGACCAUUUAAUCAGGUAAUAAAAGUUGCAAUCAUUAUAGGCUUUGGAUUUCUUGUUCUCCUUACCAGACAAAGAAAUAAGAGAAGGAAGGAGAAGAGUGCCUGAGAAUCUCAGUUCAAGAAACCUCAAAUUCUUCAUCUUUUGAAGCACAUACAUCUGCAGAAUGCUGUUAACAACUUCCAAGUUUCAGAUGCUGCAUCAAGUAUUGCAUGAGUUGAAACCAUGAGAUUGCUGAGAUAAUUGAAUCCUUCAAAAAGAAGAAACACAAACACAAAUGUUCAGCUAUGUUGAAGGGGCUUUAGGACUUAAGAGGCUUGACAACAGUUAGUUGAUGUUUAAGGUUGAACUUUGUAACACUGUUCUUUAUUGCAUCAGCAAUAUCACUAGGCCUUUAUUUCAUCAUAGAUUUUGAGUUUCAAUCACAAUAAUAAUUUCAUUUUAUUGUUUUGUUUGUUACCUUUAGUGUACACCAAAAUUUAACGCCAUUAUUCAUCGCAUCGUAGUUAUACCUGAA
Molecule: messenger RNA, 2249 nt
Organism: Lathyrus oleraceus (garden pea)
Lineage: Eukaryota; Viridiplantae; Streptophyta; Magnoliopsida; Fabales; Fabaceae
Exons: 12
Coding region: 407-1840 (477 amino acids)
Source: RefSeq, a predicted model, not a curated record